Vicugna pacos (alpaca) is the source of this 5158-nucleotide messenger RNA. NCBI's taxonomy places the organism in Eukaryota, Metazoa, Chordata, Mammalia, Artiodactyla, Camelidae. The record is from RefSeq and is a predicted model, not a curated record.
UCACCUCCCAGCGCCAUGCUAACCCUGUCUCCCACCCCAGGCCUGGCGACUGGCUACUCCAUGACCCCCCCAAUCCUGAACAUCACGGAGGAGACAUACGUCAUCGAUUCCAGUGACAGCCUGUCCAUCUCCUGCAGGGGGCAGCACCCCCUCGAGUGGGCCUGGCCAGGGGCUCAGGAUGCGCCAGGCACGGGGGAGAAGGGCAGCGAGGACACCGGGGUUGCGCGGGACUGCGAGGGCACAGACGCCAGGCCCUACUGCAAGGUUCUGCAGCUGCAGGAGGCCCACGCCAACAACACGGGCAGCUACCGCUGCUACUACAAGUACAUCCAGGCGCGCAUCGAGGGCACCACUGCGGCCAGCACCUACGUGUUCGUGCGAGACUCGGAGCAGCCGUUCAUCAGCAAGCCGGACACGCUGCUGGUCAACAGGAAGGACUCUGUGUGGGUGCCCUGCCUGGUGUCCAUCCCCGGCCUCAACGUCACGCUGCGCUCGCAAAACUCAGCACUGCAGCCCGACGGGCAGGACGUGGUGUGGGACGACCGCCGGGGCAUGCGGGUGCCCACCCCGCUCCUGCGCGACGCCCUGUACCUUCAGUGUGAGACCACCUGGGACGGCCAGGCCUUUCUGUCCAACCCCUUCCUCGUGCACAUCACAGGCAACCAGCUCUAUGACAUCCAGCUAUUCCCCAAGAAAUCACUGGAGCUGCUGGUCGGGGAAAAGCUGGUCCUGAACUGCACCGUGUGGGCUGAGUUCAACUCGGGCGUCACCUUCAGCUGGGACUAUCCAGGGAAGCAGGCAGAGCGGGGUAAGUCGGUGCCGGAGCGGCGCUCCCAGCAGACUCACACGGAGCUCUCCAGCAUCCUCACCAUCCACAACGUCAGCCAGCAGGACCUGGGCACAUACGUGUGCCAGGCCAACAAUGGCAUCCAGCAAUUCCAGGAGAGCACCGAGGUCAUUGUGCACGAAAAGCCCUUCAUCAGCGUCGAGUGGCUCAAGGGUCCUGUCCUGGAGGCCACAGCGGGAGACGAGCUGGUCAAACUGCCCGUGAAGCUGGCCGCGUACCCCCCGCCGGAGUUCCAAUGGUACAAGGACAGAAAGGCGGUGUCCGGGCGCCACAGCCCCCACGCUCUGGUGCUCAAGGAGGUGACGGAGGCCAGCGCGGGCACCUACACCCUGGCCCUGUGGAACUCUGCGGCCGGCCUGGCGCGCAACAUCAGCCUGGAGCUGGUGGUGAACGUGCCUCCCCACAUCCAUGAGAAGGAGGCCUCCUCCCCCAGCAUCUACUCCCGCCACAGUCGCCAGGCCCUCACCUGUACCGCCUACGGCGUGCCCCCUCCCCUCAGCGUCCAGUGGCACUGGCGGCCGUGGACACCCUGCAAGACCUUCACCCAGCGCAGCCUCCGGCGGCGGCGGCAGCAGCGAGACCGAAUGCCACAGUGCCAGGACUGGAAGGAGGUGACCACACAGGACGCCGUGAACCCCAUUGAGAGCUUGGACACCUGGACCGAGUUUGUAGAGGGCAAGAAUAAGACGGUGAGCAAGCUGGUGAUCCAGGAUGCCAACGUGUCCGCCAUGUACAAGUGCGUGGUCUUCAACAAAGUGGGCCAGGACGAGCGGCUCAUCUACUUCUACGUGACCACCAUCCCCGACGGCUUCAGCAUAGAAUCGGAGCCAUCAGAGGAGCCCCUGGAGGGCCAGGCCGUCCGCUUGAGCUGCCGGGCGGACAACUACACCUACGAGCAUUUGCGCUGGUAUCGCCUCAACCUGUCCACGCUGCAUGACGCGCACGGGAACCCGCUGCUGCUCGACUGCAAGAACGUGCACCUCUUCGCCACGCCGCUGGCCGCCAGCCUGGAGGAGGCGGCGCCCGGGGCGCGCCACGCCACGCUCAGCCUGACCAUCCCCAGCGUGGCACCUGAACAUGAAGGCGACUACGUGUGCGAGGUGCAGGACCGGCGCAGCCAAGACAAGCACUGUCACAAGAAGUACCUGUCAGUGCAGGCCCUGGAAGCCCCGCGGCUCACCCAGAACUUGACCGACCUCCUGGUGAACGUGAGCGAUUCUUUGGAGAUGCGGUGCCCGGUGGCCGGGACGCACGUGCCCAGCAUCGUGUGGUACAAAGAUGAGAGGCUGUUGGAGGAAGAGUCCGGAAUCGACCUGGCGGACUCAAACCAGAAGCUGAGCAUUCAGCGCGUGCGCGAGGAGGACGCGGGCCGCUACCUGUGCAGUGUGUGCAACGCCAAGGGCUGCGUCAACUCCUCCGCCAGCGUGGCGGUGGAAGGCUCAGAGGAUAAAGGCAGCAUGGAGAUCGUGAUCCUUAUUGGCACCGGGGUCAUCGCCGUCUUCUUCUGGAUCCUUCUCCUCCUCAUCUUCUGUAACAUGAGGAGGCCAACCCAUGCAGACAUCAAGACUGGCUACCUGUCCAUCAUCAUGGACCCCGGGGAAGUGCCUCUGGAGGAGCAGUGUGAAUACCUGUCCUACGAUGCCAGCCAGUGGGAGUUCCCCCGGGAGCGGCUGCACCUCGGGAGAGUCCUCGGCCACGGGGCCUUUGGGAAGGUGGUGGAAGCCUCGGCCUUUGGCAUCAGCAAGGGCAGCAGCUGUGACACGGUGGCUGUGAAAAUGCUAAAAGAGGGGGCCACCGCCAGCGAGCACCGCGCCCUGAUGUCGGAGCUCAAAAUCCUCAUCCACAUCGGUAACCAUCUCAACGUGGUCAACCUCCUGGGGGCGUGCACCAAGCCCAACGGCCCCCUCAUGGUGAUCGUGGAGUUCUGCAAGUAUGGCAACCUUUCCAACUUCUUGCGCGCCAAGCGGGAGGCCUUCAACCCCUACGCGGAGAAGUCUCCUGAGCAGCGAAGGCGGUUCCGCGCCAUGGUGGAGGGGGCCAUGGCAGACCGGAGGAGGCCAGGGAGCAGCGACACGGCCCUCUUGACGCGGCUCCUGAUGGGCAAGGGCGGGGCAGGGCGGGCCCCUCGAGUCCAAGGAGCCGAGGACCUGUGGCUGAGCCCACUGACCAUGGAAGACCUUGUCUGCUACAGCUUCCAGGUGGCCCGAGGGAUGGAGUUCCUGGCGUCCCGCAAGUGCAUCCACAGAGACCUGGCUGCUCGGAACAUCUUGCUGUCAGAAAGUGAUGUGGUGAAGAUCUGUGACUUCGGCCUGGCCCGUGACAUCUACAAAGACCCCGACUACGUGCGCAAGGGCAGUGCCCGGCUGCCCCUGAAGUGGAUGGCCCCCGAGAGCAUCUUUGACAAGGUGUACACCACGCAGAGCGACGUGUGGUCCUUUGGGGUGCUGCUCUGGGAGAUCUUCUCCCUGGGGGCCUCCCCGUACCCUGGGGUGCAGAUCAAUGAGGAGUUCUGCCAGCGGCUGAAAGAGGGCACCCGGAUGAGGGCCCCAGAGCUGGCCACUCCUGCCAUACGCCGCAUCAUGCUGAGCUGCUGGGCCGGGGACCCCAAAGAGAGGCCCGCGUUCUCAGACCUGGUGGAGAUCCUGGGGGACCUGCUCCUGAGCAGGGCCCGGCAGGAAGAGGAGGACCGCCUGGCUCCCGGCAGCUCUCAGAGCUCGGAGGAGGGCAGCCUCUUGCAGGCAUCCACCACGGCCCUGCACAUCGCCGAGGCCGACGCCGACGCCGAGGACAGCCCACCUAGCCUGCAUCGGCACAGCCUGGCUGCCAGAUAUUACAAUUGUGUGUCCUUUCCGGGGUGCCUUGCCAGAGGGACUCAGACCCAGGGUCCCUCCAGGAUGAAGACAUUCGAGGAAUUUCCCAUGACCUCAAUGACCUACAAGGCCUCCGUGGAUAACCAGACAGACAGUGGGAUGGUGCUGGCCUCCGAGGAGUUUGAGCAGCUGGAGAGCAGACACAAACAAGAAGGCAUAUUCAGCUGUCAAGGACCAGGCAGGAACGUGGACAUGACCGUGGCACACCUCGACCCCCAAGGGAGGCGGCGGCGGCCGGACCGGGGGGCCCGGGGCCAGGUGUUCUACAACAGCGAGUACGGGGAGCUGGCGAGGCCGCGCGAGGAGGGCGACCGCACCCCGCCCGGCCCCAGGGCCCUUCUGUGCAGACAGCAGCUACUGAGAGCAGCUCCAGACCUUCAGAGACUCCUUGAGCUGCUGUGAAGAACUGACUUUGCAACACUUCAGUCUGAAGGGAGCCCAGGGAAGGUCUUUCUGAAUCUAGACAAUUCCUGCCUCUGACCUCCCGGCAAGUGCUGGCAUAACAGACCCCACCAUGGCCACCUCUUUCUGGACGAGGUCCCCAGCCCCACCUGCCUGGGCCAGAUUUGGAAGGACCACCUGAUGGUCCAGAGCCGCCCCAUGUGAGAAACGCCUGGUUCUUCUCUCUGGGACCUGGAUCUGCCACCGGAGGCACCUCUCAAGCUGUGAGCAUCCUUCCCACGUGUGAUGAGAAGCAAACACUGUGGGCUCCACCGAGGAAGGCCUGGGGCCGGCCCGGAGGACCAGCACUGCUCUGUGCCAUGAGGCCAUCAGCGGAUGUUUCUGUGGUCCCGGGGGGACCCUGUCUUCUGCCCGCUGGUCUGUACCUGGCAUCAGUGCCCUGGCAGGUCAAGCCUCUGCCGUCACAGGGGCACAGCUGAGGACCCUCUGGAGGCUGGAGCCAUUCUGCCCAGGCCCCCCAUCCCAGUGCACACUGCUCAGUCACCCACACCCCCCGCAGGAGAGGUCCCCAUCCCAGUCAUCCCACUUAGCACCACAGCAGUUGACACCCCACCCCCCCACUCCAUGAGACGCUUGCGGGACAGGCGGCUGGUGCAGUGAGCAGGGGCUUGCCCAGCAGACCCCCAGCUCCCCAUUACGCAUGGUUCCUUUAGGAUGCGUGGAAUGCAGGUGUGUGCAGUCCUCACUGUCCCCGGUGGGCCUCCUCUGAUGUCACCUGACUGUGAGACUUGGGUCUCAGGCUUACCUGGUGGGAGUCCAGGGGCUGUUCUCAAUCAGAGGAGCAACAUGCAGCUUGGGUACAGGGUCCAAGCCUGAGACCCCUCCCCACGUGGGUACCACUUGUUUUGUCUCCUCCUGUCACAUAACUGCACACACACAAAUGUACCGAGAAGAAAACCUACCCCCGCCCCUUAUAGAACAUGUGCUCCGAAAACAGUAUUUAACAAAAGAUAAUAAUAAAUUCGAUGCCAGUCUUUGA